CUGGGGCGGGGAAAGCGGGGCGAGGCCGCUAUAAGAGAGGGAGGGUGCGGACACUUUGCUCAGUGCUGCCUUUCUGGACCCUCAGGCUCCUAUUAAUUCGUCUGUGUGGGGCUUUUCUAUUUAUCUGCUUUCUGAAGGAGAAAGAAGGGGAAAGGGAUUAAUCGACAAAAUGGGCGUCGAAGGUGGCAUGAAAUGUGUCAAGUUCCUGGUCUUUUUCUUUAAUUUCAUAUUCUGGCUCUGUGGUAUAGCUCUGAUUGCCUUGGGGAUUUAUGUACAGAUCGAGCUCAACAACACGCUGCAGAUUACCAACCCAUCUGCUUCAGGUGCACCUAUCGUCAUCCUGGCUGUGGGCGUUAUUGUCUUCUUCAUCUCCUUCUUUGGUUGCUGUGGAGCAGCAAAAGAGAACUAUUGCAUGGUCACUACGUUUGCUGUCCUACUGACGCUGAUCUUCCUGGUGGAGAUUGCAGCUGCCAUUGCUGGCUACAUCUUUAAGGACAAGGUCAAGACAGUAAUUGAUGAGGAACUCAGAGCAGAAAUGAAGAGGUACAGAAAUGACUCAAAUAUCGCCAAGACUUUAGAUGACCUGCAGAAGAGCUAUAACUGCUGUGGUGCCUUUAAUUAUACUGACUGGUUUGAUGUGAAAGAGUUCCAGCCUCACAGUGUGCCUCCGUCAUGCUGCAUCAAUGGCACUGAUUGCACCAAGAACCCAAAUGAAAACAAUGUCCAUAUGGAGGGUUGUGUAUCAAAAGUAGAGGUCUGGAUGAAGAAACACAUUAUAAUUGUGGCUGCAGUGGCAUUGGGGAUUGCCUUCUUUGAGCUCCUUGGCAUUAUUUUUGCCUGCUGCCUCAUGAAAGGAAUUCGCAGUGGUUAUGAGGUUAUGUAGCCUCCUCUCUUCCUGUACAUCUGGUUACUGCAACUAUAAUUACAAAACUCUGGAAUAUUUCUGUCUCAUCUUCUGGGGAUGCAGCUGACCGUCACGUGCCAAUGGAUCAGGGCCAGGUGCAUGCCUCCUCUUCUGUUGCCUUUCUUGAAAAUAUAUGCUGCCCUGAAAAGAUUCACAUGUUGCCUUACUUCUCUUCCCUCCCUUUUCUCAUGGGAAGAGAGUCCAUUUUCCACACACCAUCCUCCCUUACUUGUGCCACCUAAUGGAUAUCUUGUGAUACAGGACUGCUAUUAUAUACCAACAGACUUUUCUGCUACCUUUAAUAGCAAGUGAACAGGCACUCUUGAAGUUCUGCUUCCUCCAAAUUCAUACUUCCUUAAAGACUUCUAGGCUGCAGCUUUCCCCUGAUACCAUAUGCAUAGGAAGUAGACAUACCUCUAUUUUUAGGAUGUUUCCUUUCCCCCAUGGAAAGGUGGGCUUUUGAAUUGAGUAGGGACUAUUGUUUUGGAGGUCGUAAUGAGAUGGAAAAUUGUGGGUUUUUUUUUUAAGCCAGUAAAUCACUAUUUGGAAAAUAAAAGACAUUGUUUCUCCCA
Messenger RNA from Sceloporus undulatus (fence lizard), 1476 nucleotides. It is a transcript of the gene CD63, whose product is annotated as CD63 molecule. The record is from RefSeq and is a predicted model, not a curated record. Gene Ontology annotation, cellular component: membrane. The coding region runs from base 170 to 883 and encodes 237 amino acids. The transcript is spliced from 8 exons. Lineage: Eukaryota; Metazoa; Chordata; Lepidosauria; Squamata; Phrynosomatidae.